Truncatella angustata is the source of this 1689-nucleotide messenger RNA. RefSeq lists its product as uncharacterized. The coding region runs from base 1 to 1689 and encodes 562 amino acids. Gene Ontology annotation, biological process: secondary metabolic process. Gene Ontology annotation, molecular function: CoA-ligase activity. NCBI's taxonomy places the organism in Eukaryota, Fungi, Ascomycota, Sordariomycetes, Amphisphaeriales, Sporocadaceae. The transcript has 4 exons. The record is from RefSeq and is a predicted model, not a curated record.
AUGGCUUCAACAGCUGAAAAGACAAGAGACGGUGUGAUAUACAAGCCGUCAAGGACAAUACCCGUGCCUGACAUUGACGUCCUCACCUUGCUGUUCGAGUCCAAGCAGUGCUUUAGUCCAGAUGAGACGAUCCUGCAUGCAGACGCAGCAGAUCCUUCCAAUCAUUUCACCAAGUAUCGUCUCCGACAGGAGCUCAAGAGGCUUGCUCAUGUAUUUCGUGACCAAUUCAGCAUCGGAGCUUCUGGGCACAGCCAAGAUGUGGUCUUCACGGUGUCUACAGGCCACUACAUGCUGCCACUCAUGUUCUAUGGUACAAUAGCGGCUGGCGGCAUCUUCUCAUCCACCAGCCCGGGCGCCACAGCAGAUGAGCUCGCCUUUCAACUGAAGCAGACUAGCCCCAAGAUUGUUCUGUGUAAUGCUGAUACUAGAAGUGUCGCGAUUAAAGCAGCGGAAAAGGUCGAUUUACCUCCUAGUAAGGUCAUAAUGUACAAGGGAGAAAAGGAAUUGGAGUUGUACGAAGCAGUCAGCGGCGCGAGGCUACCCAUAUCGAACCAGUCACUGCAGUGGAAGCGCAUAACGAACCCGCACGAACUCGACAAUAGCGUCGUAUGCCUCCUGUUCUCAAGUGGUACUACUGGACUACCAAAAGCCAUGAAGCUUUCCCACCGAAAUCUCGUGGCAGGUGGCUCACUGGUCCUUGAACCGAUCAAGGAGUUUAACGCCGCUCAUAGACCACCAGGCUUUCGGAAUAUCGGGAUUGGACAUCUUCCAGUGGCGCAUAUUGCUGGAGUCCAAGGGUACUUCAUCAAUUCUGCCUAUAUGGGCGGAACGUUGUACUGGAUGUCGAAGUUCGAUUUCGUCAAGUUCUGCGGUUACUUCAAGAAGUAUAAGGCCACGUCAGGUUUCAGCGUGCCGCCGAUCUAUCUCCUGAUCUCGAAAUCUCCAUUAGUAACUGAUCAAUUUGACACCUGGGUCGACGCUAUCUCAGGAGCAGCUCCAAUGGGUGAAGAAUUACAGAAGGAAGCUAGCAAAAAACUGGGGAAAGGAAAUACAAAAUUGCGACAGACAUGGGGAUUGAGUGAGACCACUGGCAGCAUCACCACUGUGCCUGUUGAUCGAGCAGACCUUGCUGCUGGUACAGUCGGAAGCCUAGUUGCCAGUCACUAUGCCAAGCUCAUCGAUGAAGAUGGCAAAGACGUCGAGCCUGGACAAGAAGGAGAGAUUCUUGUGCGAGGGCCAUUGGUGAUCAAGGGCUAUUGGAAAAACCCCAAGGCGGAUGCAGAGUCAUUCAAGAACGGAUGGUUUUAUACGGGCGACAUUGGCGUAUUCCGCGAAGGUUGGCUGUAUAUCGUUGAUCGAAAAAAGGAACUCAUCAAGUACAAGGGUACCCAGGUUGCCCCAGCCGAGCUGGAGGCUAUCCUGCUGUCUCACCCUGAGAUUCUAGAUGCAGCCGUCAUUGCCGUAGCUGGCGAAGGUACAGAACUUCCUCGUGCCUACGUCGUGCCAGGUUCAAAACAGAUCUCAGCCGAUGAGAUCAAAGACUUCGUAGCUAAGCGGGUUGCCAAGUAUAAACAGCUUAGGGGUGGAGUUGUGUUUAUCCAAACCAUUCCGAAAAGCCCCUCUGGCAAGAUUUUGAGAAAGGAACUAAGAAUCCUGGCCAAGAAGGAUAUCCAAUCCGCAAAAUUGUAG